CACACCCCACAACAACCAGACGACGAGAAGACAGACAUCGAGAUCGACGUGCUGUCCUGAGGUCCUGCUAGCCUGCUGUCCUGCGGAGGAGGGAGUCACCCUCACCAGAAGACCAGAGUCACCUCCCCUCCCAGCCUUCCCUCUUUCCCUGCCAGGAUGAGCUCACCAAAGCCGGUACGGAAGAAGGCAUCCCAACGCAGCCGUCGCAAGAAGGUGUUCAUUUCGCUGCGGUUUGGAGAGGCCGGGCAUGCAGGCAAGCUGCUCAAGCGUGAGCUGGAGCAGGUGCACGGCUUGGACGUGUUCCUGUGUGACGUCAAGCCUGGUGGCAAUAUGGAAGAAGAGAUCAUCACGGCUCUCGCGGCCUGUGACUUGGCUGUCAUCAUGGGCACCAAAACUUACGGGAAGAAGACGCCGUCCACCUUCAGCACUUAUGAGGAGCUGCGCUUCAUCACGGCAAGGCAGAAGCCGUUCUUCUUCAUCAAGAUGUGUGACGACUUUGAGGAGGAGUUCGCCCAGUUCCACCUUCCCGAUUCCAUCUCCUACUUUCCAUGGAUCCCUGCUUCAAGCGAUCCAGAAUCCAUGUCCCUACCACAUGAUCUCGCCCCAGCCAUUGCAGACAAGCUCAACCACAUCAGCACUUCGAACGGCGACGGCAAGGGCGGCAAAGGUCACUCCUCCGUCAUCACACGGCAGCUACCAACCACGCUGGACGCUGACCUGACACAGUGGCUGCAGCGCUACAACAUGCUGUCCUCCAUGGGGCUGGUGCUUGAGAAGCAUAACAUCACAGGUCUCCACAAGCUGGAACAGGCAACAGAGGCCAUGCGGAAUCCGAGAACGCGUGCACUUGCAAAACGGCGACAACAACAGCAAAAGCGAGGGCAGCAGGGCAGCGAACCCAAGCCAACAGAGGGCGUGCGACAGCUGCAUGAGGGAAUGCUGAUGCGAGAAAGGAAGUUGAAGCCAGCAGAGAUUGCCAGGUUCCGGCGAGCAUGCAAGGCGAGGACGUGGCGCAAGAACGAAAUGGGAAAUGAGGAUAAUACGAAGGUGGAUGGCACAGAAGAGGUGCGUGACAACGAAGAUGAAAGGCAGGCAGAUGAGAAGGUGAAAGUUGAGGCGAGCGACGAAGGAGAACAGGGGAUGAUUCAACAGCAACAGCAAUGGAGUGACACGCCACCGCCUGUGCGGGAGGGUGUCGCAGAUGAAGCGCUGUUCAGGGAGUAUCUGGAGAAGGUCGAAGAUGAAUUGCUCAAAGCAAAGAUCCUCAUCAUUUGGAACAACACGUGUGGCGACCAGGUCAACCUGGUAGGCAACCAUGUUGGACCUGAAGGCGGGAAGGCAAUUGCGGAGGCAUUGAAGGUCAACACGACGCUGACGGAGCUCUACCUGGCGUGGAGCGGUCUUGGACCUGAAGGUGGGAAGGCAAUUGCGGAGGCACUGAAGGUGAACACGACGCUGAUGGAGCUCUACCUGGGGAAUGACGACGUUGGAACUGAAAGCGCCGUGGCCUUUGCGGAGGCACUGAACGUGAACACAACGCUCGUGUUACUGGGCUUGUGGGAGACAAAUGUUGGCUCCGAAGGCAGGAAGGCGAUCGCGGAGGCAUUGAAGGUCAACACGACGCUGACAACGCUCUACCUGGCCUACGCUGAGAGCGCCGUGGCCUUUGCGGAGGCACUGACAGUCAAUACAACGCUUCAAGUUCUGGGGUUGGUAUUGGCUUGGGUGUGUAUGACGGGUGGCUUAGUUCACCCAGGCUUGACUAUUUUGUACCCCACUUUAAACAGUGCGACAUCUUCUCAUGCCAGGUCCUGCAGUAAAGCGGAUGUACCAAUGCUAAUCCGUUUGUUGUGGUUCGAAUUUAGUUUUACCGAGUGGGUGCCGGACAAGCUUAUGGCUCGCAUCAAGUCUGCGCUUGAGCGAAACCGGAAGCUUGCCUCCCGCACGCAAGAAUUGAAAGCCCUCCUCGAACACGGCUCUGUUCCGCUCUCAACAGCCAAGGUGUUUGUAUGCGGGCACUAUGGCAUCGGCAAAACCACCCUCAUCAACACGCUGCAGUCGUCUCCACAUGUCAUUAACACCAUGGUGCGCCGUCGUCGCAAAACGUACGACGAGCCCGACCGCCCAGAUCAACGUACUCCCGGCGUUGAGAUGCACAACUUCGCACUCAAGAGAGGCGGGUCAUCUGGCAGCGUCUCCCUCACACCAUCGCCAGCUGGCGCAGCAGGAGGGACCGAAGACUCAUCCGGUCACGAGACAACGCUCCCGUCGUGCAAGCUGCGGGUGUAUGAUUUCGCUGGGCAGACGGAGUACCACGUGGUGCACGAGCUGCUGUUUGCGGACCACAACGCCGUCUUCGUCGUGUGCGUGGACUUGUCCAAGGACAUGGCCAACGUGGAGGAGGCUGUGCUGUACUGGCUUCGCUUCAUCAAGACGCGGCUGCACCAAGCUGUGCACCGUUCACCGCAUCCACCGCACGUGUUCAUUGUUGGCACCAAGGCAGACAAACCACUCGAGCACAACACGCUGGUGGAGACGACAGCAGAAGCUAUACCACAUGCUUCUGGCGUCUCUUUGCCGCCAAUGCAGUUUCCGAGUGGCGACGCGCUGUUGCAGAGCCGCCAGCUGCAGGAGUGGUUUGGUGACACGAUGCGCAUCCAUCCACACGUGAUUCCUCUCAAUUGCCACGAGUUGGGCGGUGCCUGCAUGCAUCACUUGCGCGAUUUGCUUCACGCUGCGUGGCUGGAGGUCGUGCAGCAAGACAUUCAAGUGCCCAAAGUGGUGGAAUUGAUCGGCGAGGGGCUUGCAUUGUGCAGAAAGGAAGAUGAAGGCCCAUGGGCAUUGCACCGGCUGUUUUCGUUCCUCCUCGAGCACGUGGGGGAGUUGGCGCGCAUUCCCGGCUUGAACGAGGACAUCUUCUGCAAGGCGCUCAGCUACCUACACGUGCGUGGAGAUGUUCUGUGGUUCCAGUCCAUUCCAUCGCUUGCCGACCAGAUCUUCGUCUCCCCUUCCUGGCUGCUGAGCAAAGUGGUUGGCCCAGCGCUGGCACCGGACCACUUCCCCGUCCACUUGCGGGCAACGGAAGGGCGUGUGGUGUUCUCGGAGAUGCAGCGCGUGUUUGGGCGGGUGUUGGAUCCAGACCUCGUGGUGGACGUGCUGAGCAGCAUGCUGCUGUGUUACGAAGAGGACGCCGCCAUGCACGGAAGUGAUGGUGACGGUGAUGAGCGCGUUUUCAUGCUGCUGUCGCGGCUGGAGUGGCGCCCAGAGCGUCUGUGGGGAGAAGAUGGGUCUGUUGAAGUGUUUGCUGGCCGCCGCCUGCAGAUUGCGCAACACCACGGGAUGAUUUUCCCCCCUGGCGUGUUCCCGCGUGUACAGUCGCGCAUUGUGCAGUGUUUGGAUUACACCACAAGCCUGUGGCAGACGGGGUUCUUUGGCCUGCUGGCCUCUGCUGAGUGCUUGGGCCGCAUUGUGAGCGACACGUGCAUUGAUCUGUGGGUCCGCUGCCCAGCGGCACAGAAGGAGCACGCUUGGCUGGCCCUGGACAUGAUUGAGUUUCCAUAUCUGGUGCUGCUGGCCUCGGGUGGGCACUGCAUGCUGCUGCUGGCUGAGGGGGUGCAGCGAUUCCGGCGGCUGGGCAAUCUCCUCGACGACUCCCCAGGCGAUGCCUUUGAGAAGGUGGCUCGUGCCAUGGAUCUCACAGGCGGCGGACCACAAGUCGAACAGCUUGCAGCACAGGGUGAUGAGCACCGUUUCGAGCUAUGCCAUCCACUUAGACAUGCGCGCAGCUGCGACUUUUCCUUCUCUGGCCUGCGCACGAUGGCUGAGCGCGCCGUUGCACAGCAUCGCCGUGAUGACAACUCUCUCCCUCUGCAGGACGCACGUGACAUUGCCGCCUCCUUCCAGCGCGCCGCUUUGCACCACAUCAUGGUCCAGUCACACAGGGCUCUCUUAUACUGUCGUUCCAUCGACAAGAUGCCCACGUCCAUGGUCGUGUCUGGCGGUGUGGCGUGUAACGCCUACCUCCGAGAUAAGGUGGCGUGGCUGUGCGAGUGGCAUGGUGUGCAGCCUGCAUUCCCAUCGCCUGCGCUCUGCACCGACAACGGCCGCAUGAUUGCGUGGACGGGCCUUGAAUACCUGCGAGCAGGAGUAGAGCCUGAGCAGGACAUUAGUCAGUGGCGGUUCAAGACGCGGUGGCCACUUGGAGUUGACGAAAGCGCAAGUGUACAAGCGGCAGACAUUCCUGUGAAGCGACUGUAUGCGCAACUCGCCAGCAGCCCACAGCAGGACACGACAACAGCCAGCUCCUGA
This is a messenger RNA of Salpingoeca rosetta, 4308 nucleotides long. RefSeq lists its product as uncharacterized. Gene Ontology annotation, cellular component: mitochondrion. The transcript has 17 exons. The coding region runs from base 157 to 4308 and encodes 1383 amino acids. The record is from RefSeq and is a predicted model, not a curated record. NCBI's taxonomy places the organism in Eukaryota, Choanoflagellata, Craspedida, Salpingoecidae. Gene Ontology annotation, molecular function: protein binding.